Messenger RNA from Eimeria tenella, 1569 nucleotides. RefSeq lists its product as uncharacterized. The transcript has 13 exons. NCBI's taxonomy places the organism in Eukaryota, Apicomplexa, Conoidasida, Eucoccidiorida, Eimeriidae. The coding region runs from base 1 to 1569 and encodes 522 amino acids. The record is from RefSeq and is a predicted model, not a curated record.
AUGGGACAAGAGCAAUCCGCCGUGCUGCAGUCCCCCGGCUUAACAGCAGCAGAAGCGCGUUUGCGCCCAACCGCCAAAAAGGAGACAAGAAGAGCAGCAAGAACUUUGAAGCGGUCAGCUCCAGACCGAUUUAUGGGCCUGGCGGACGUGAAGGACCACAUAAAGCCAAUAAGAGAAAAAGAAGAAAAGAAAAAAGAAGAAGAAACUUUCGAAGGACUUUUUGAUCUUGCGAAGCAGCUCAAGGAGGAAAAAAAGAAGAAAGAGGAGUUGGAGGUUUCUGUUUUGGACCUUCCGGAGACUUUGGAAGAACCUUUAAGUUCCGAAGAAGAAGAAGAAGAAGACAGAGGAGUUUUCCACAAAGAUGUUUCUCUUUUGAAACAGACUAAUGACAUUUUCCAUCCAACUUGCCACCCCGUCGCCAUCGAAGGGGAAGUGGCAGUUGGCUCUAUUCUUACCUUCAGAGAUGACUCUCCCUACAGCAGGGAGUUUUGUGUUUACAAAAUAGAAUGGGUGGAGAGUUUGUCUGUGGGGGAAAGCGAAGUUUUCAGCAUUUUACCCCUGGCCUUUGGAGCUCCAGAUGUUUCUUUAGAAGUUCCUCCAGAGAGUCUUGGGAAGUACAUUUGCGUCAAGGCUUACCGCAGAGUCGAAGACCAGCUCCGAGACACUGAGUUGGCCAUUCCAGAGGACGGAGUGUACGACCAGCACAUUGGCAACUACAGGCGGAGAACAGGCGUUGCUGCUGCUGCUGCUGCUGCUGCAGCAGCAGCAGCAGCAGCAGCAGGCGCAGCAGCAGCAGGCAAACCAGCAGCAGCAGCAAGUGCUGCAGCAGAAGUCGUCUCCUCCUGCAUCGGGGGCCCCGUGCUGCUGGCAGCAGAUGUGGGGCUUACUAUUCUUAAGGCCCUUGCGCGGGGAGGGUUUAGCUGCGCAGUCAAACUCAGAGAUGUCCUCGACGACACUGGCAGGGCAGUGCCUCUAGAAAGAGACCCAGUGAGAGCCGCAAAAGCCAAAGUCAAAAUUCCGGCAACUUUCACAAUAGAUGACAGCGUGCUGGAGCUGCGUUAUCCGAAAGACUUGAUAAGUAUUGAUGAAAAUGGAAGAAUUAAAAUAAAUAAAAUUAAAGAUCCUGCUGCUUCCGAGAAAGCCACUAUUGAACAGUCUCUCGAUCGCGUCGCGGUGAGGGCGUCUAAGGGUCCCGAGACACUUGUUUUGGCUUUGCCGCUGAAGACGCAACGCAUUGCGCUGGGGGACCAUCAGCAGCACCAGCAGCAGCUGCUGCUGCUGCACCAGCAGCAGCAGCAGCAGCAGCAGCAGCAGCAGCUAAUUCGCUUCGACGUGGACCCCGCAGUUGGCCGCGAUGUUGUGCUGCACCACUGUUUUGCUUUUCAAGCAGUUAGGCGGGCUCGGCUCUCUCGCUCCACUUUGGACUCAUGGUAUAACACGGGCAACUUGCAGGCACUGCGGGAGGCGGUUCAGAACUUCCUAGAAGUGGAGUCGCUGGCGGUGGUGGAGGCGCCGGCUUUGGAGAAAAUGGGAACAACUCCUUGGUCGAUUUUGAACGCGAGAUUUUGA